AUUUUAGUUAGAAUUAAAUUUUGUGCCGAAUUGAAAAAGUCCUUCCGCCACACCGCGUGAAACACUACUGGCUUCCAUGUCCAUUUCCUGGAUCUGACUGUGCUUCGCUGUCUUUCUCAAAUUCCUCCUUUCCUCUCUCUCUCUCUCUCUCUCUCUCUCUUCCCGUAGUUGAAGUAGAAGAAGACUAACAAUCAUAAUAUCAAUCUUUUUGCGGGAGUUCAAUUGGUGCAUCUUUAAACAUGAAGAUUUCGAUCUCACUUCUUCUUCUGCUCUUCUGCAUCUCUACUUGUUUCUCUUCUCCCGUUUCAGAUGGUGUAUUCUCCUCUGAUUUAGCUUCAAUUGGAAGAAACCUUCUCCAGGCCAAGAAACCUUGUCCUGUAAACUUUGAGUUCAUGAAUUACACAAUCAUCACCAGUCGUUGCAAAGGACCACGCUACCCUGCUGAUCUCUGUUGUCAAGCAUUCAAAGACUUCGCAUGUCCUUAUGCAGCAGACUUAAACGACUUAGAAAACGAGUGUUCUUCAACAAUGUUCAGCUACAUCAAUCUGUAUGGCAGCUAUCCACCUGGCCUUUUUGCUAGCUUGUGUCGCGAUGACAAAGUAGGCCUCAUCUGCCCUGCUUUAGCACCAGGAACAGCAAGGAAUGGUGUAGGAGCUGAUACCAACAACAGCCACAUCAUCCGCAACCCAUCCUUACUACUCUCACUAACUGCAACUUUUCUUAUCUUAUUCUUCCGGUGGUUUUGAAGGCUCAAGAAUCAAGAUUGCCUCUUCAUGUUGCCAAAUUCCUGUAAGUUUGUUUUGAGUUAUUUUUUUAAUGUUGUAUCAUCGAUAUUAGAUAGCCCACGAAGGAGAUUCUUUUUUUUAUUUUUAUUGUUGUAUAAUUAUUUAAUAUCUUCCCUUACCCACUAAGAAAAUUUGGUAUUUUUUUUACAACGAAUGCAUCUAUUAUUACAAUUGGUCUGUAAUCAAUCAUGCUAUAUAUGUGUGGUCCUACUUUGCUAUAUAUAAAACGAUCUUUCAUC
This is a messenger RNA of Lactuca virosa, 1024 nucleotides long. Lineage: Eukaryota; Viridiplantae; Streptophyta; Magnoliopsida; Asterales; Asteraceae. The record is from the annotation of a GenBank genome assembly.